Messenger RNA from Emiliania huxleyi CCMP1516, 919 nucleotides. RefSeq lists its product as hypothetical. The transcript has a single exon. Gene Ontology annotation, molecular function: calcium ion binding. NCBI's taxonomy places the organism in Eukaryota, Haptophyta, Isochrysidales, Noelaerhabdaceae. The coding region runs from base 27 to 704 and encodes 225 amino acids. The record is from RefSeq and is a predicted model, not a curated record.
CACAGCCAUCAAGGGAAAUCCGCACCAUGUCCCGCCAGCCUCGCCGCGCGGCGCAGGCGGCACAGGAGCGGAUGCAGCAGCCAUACUUCGACCCGGCCGCCCGCGGCAGCGACGAGGAGGAGAGCGAUGAAGACGGGAUGUCGGCCAGCGGCGAAGAGGAGGAGGAGCCCGCGGCGCCGGCGCAACCGCUGUCAGCCUACGAGGAGGAGCGGCUACGCAACAUCGCCAGCAACCAGGCGGAACUCGUGCGGCUCGGUCUCGCGCCGCCCAGUACGGCGCCGCGGCCAAAGCGCAGGCCGGCCGCGGCGGCGGGCUCCUCCAGUGGCGGGGCGGCGGCGCUGAGAGCGGCAACCGCUGCGGGCUCCUCCAGCGGCGGCGUCCGCCGCGGCGGCGACGACGACUACAACGAUGGAAGCAGUGCCUCCUUGUCCGACGACGAGGGAGACGACGCCUCGCGCGCCACCGCUCCCGGAGGCGCCUCCUCCGUCGACCCAGCGGCCGACGCGGGCCAGCUGUUCAGGCUCCUGGUGGGCGAGGGCGGCCUGCUGCAGCUUGACAAGCUCGCGAGCGUCACUGCCGACCUGAACCUCGACUUCUCGCAAGAGGACCUGCAACACAUGAUCUCUCUUUUUGACAGCAACGGCCAGGGCGCGCUCGGCCUGGACGACUUCACGGCGAUCGUGCGCGCAGCUGCCACCGCCUGAGUGCGGCCUACGUGCGGCCGGCCGCUGGUAAGGAGGCCGGCCGCUGAAGGUGUGUACAGCGUCAUGCAUUGUACCCUACCUGUUCGAGAGUAGUGUGAGUCGCCCGACGCCGCCCCCUAGAUGCCGUAUGGCGCGCGCACACUCAUCGGCCCAUCAUCCCCGCGCCCAGCGCGCGUCAUGUGCGAUGUGUGCUGUAUGCGUAUGGCUGGCUAGGU